AAAUCAAUAAAAAUUUCCUGAGCAGCGCUCUCGGUCUGCGACGGUUGUCUCGCGCCAGCCUUUUCCAUCGUCCUAGGUAGUUUUCUACCCAGCAAUUACCACCUUUUCAAAAUGGCCAAUAAGGCGCCAUUUAAGACGACAUUCGAGGUGGGCGAAGUGAUUCGACCCAUCUUCACCGGUGGCGCUGUCGCAUUGGAGAAUGGCGCGCGAGUCCUGGCGACAACGCUCGGGGAGGAUGCGAUCCUGACUGACCUGAAGACCGGAAAACAUAUUACCACUGUCGAAGGGGAUGGUGAAUUGAUAUCUACUUUAACCUUGACGCCUUCGGGAUCCCACCUCAUUAUAUGCUCGCGCUCGCUGUCUAUGCGGAUCUACUCGCUGAAGAAGUCAGAGGACGUGAUAGAGACACAAUUGGUCCGAACGCUAAAGCCUCAUACCACCCCCGUCGCCGUCCUGGCCGUUGACCGAACUAGCACACUUCUCGCGACCGGAGGAACGGACGGAUCUAUCAAAGUCUGGGAUAUCAACGGCGGCUACGUUACGCAUACCUUCAGAGGACCGAGCGUGCUUGUAUCAGCUCUCCAUUUUUUCGAAGUUGCCGCCAGUUCGAGGAAGGAACCAGACAAUGAAGGCUCCAAGGAAAAGAGAAAGAGGAGGAAGUCAAAGGGGGCGGUCGAUGAUAGCGAAGAAGAAGAAACGCCCGCUACGGCGAGGUUCCGGCUCGCAUCCGGAAGCCAAGACGGGAAAAUCCGCGUGUGGGAUCUGCAUAAGAGGAGUGUCACAGCAAAUCUCGACUCUCACGUCUCCGACGUUCAAGGCUUGGACUACUCUCCCGCUCAGAACGUGCUGGUUACCGCCGGCAGGGAUAAGACGAUCAGAUGGUGGGAUGCGAAGUCGUGGAAAGUGCGUAGGGUCGUUCCCUGCUCAGAACUCGUUGAGGCUGUCGGUUUCAUCGGGGAUGGCCAGCUCACCUACACGGCUGGGUCCAACGGGUGCUUACGCAUAUGGAACACCAAGACCGGUCGGGAACAGACGGCAGAGCAAGCACCGAAACCUGAGAUCGAAGCUUUUGUUAGUGCCGUCUACAGGCCAGAGCUACCGUUCGUUAUUUGUAUCCUGGCCGACCAGACUUUAUCUUUGUACGAGUUCCCCGUCGAUACGCACCAGUCGUCUCUCAUCCCGCCUCUCGAACCAUUCCGUCGAAUUUCGGGAACCCACGACGACAUCAUAGACUUGCGGUAUCUCCUCCCCGACCAUUCAGCGAUGGCGUUGGCCACAAAUUCCGAGGACAUCCGGAUAGUCUCCGUAACGGAACCAAAAAGCGGCACGGGAGCCAUCGUUUCUUCCGAGUACUUUGGCCAGGAUAUCGCCCUCCUUAAGGGCCAUGACGACAUCAUAAUAUCUCUCGAUGUCGAUUGGUCCGGUCACUGGGUAGCUACGGGAGCGAAAGACAAUACCGCAAAGCUGUGGCGGGUGGAUCCGGCCAACAGCUCUUAUACGUGUUGGGUAACCUUUCCGGGACACGCGGAGUCCGUGGGCGCAGUUGCUCUGCCGCGGGACCGGCCCACAGAAGGUUCCAAGGCAUACACAGAUCCGUUGAGCCAUCCGCCUUCGUUUUUAGUUACGGGAUCCUCGGAUCAGACUAUCAAGAGAUGGGAAAUACCUCGGGAACCUCAGCGCGACGCGAAGGCUCCUAUCAGAGCCAUCUAUACACGAAAGGCGCACGACAAGGAUAUCAACGCUAUCGACGUCAAUCACUCGUCGCGCCUAUUCGCUUCGGCUUCCCAGGACAAAACCGUCAAGAUCUGGGCGAUAGAAGAAGGAGAAGUCCAAGGCAUUCUCAAAGGUCAUAGACGAGGCGUCUGGUCUGUCAGCUUCGCUCCCCCCAGCACACCCGUGCUCCAGGGCGAGCAAGGGUCAGUUGCUGGCAAGGGUGUCAUUCUGACGGGAAGUGGUGACAAAACUGUCAAAUUAUGGAAUCUGGUCGAUUACACGUGUCUGAGGACAUUUGAGGGGCAUUCGAAUUCUGUUCUCAAAGUAGUAUGGCUUAAUAUCCCGGCUAACGAAGAACGGGGAAAGAAAUCUAUCCUCUGUGCUAGCGCCGGAGGUGACGGCCUGGUCAAAGUGUGGGAUGUUAAUUCUGGGGAGAACGAGUGUACGUUGGAUAACCACGAGGACCGGGUCUGGGCCCUCGCAGUGCACCCUGAGACGAAUAUGAUAGUAUCGGGUAGCGGCGACUCGACCGUGACGUUCUGGAGGGACACCUCGAGCGAGACCCAGACCGCGCUGAACGAGGCGGCGCUGAAGCGCAUCGAGCAAGAGCAAAAGCUGGAGAACUACGAAUAUGUCGGGGCGUACCGGGAAGCCAUCACGAUGGCGCUGCAGCUCAACCACCCCCGCAAACUGCAGAGCCUCUUCGAGCGGGUGGUCAACGCGAAGACGCCCGACCCGGGCAGCCUCUCGGGGCUGAAGACGGUCGACGAGGUGCUAGGCUCCCUGUCCGACGAGCAGCUCUUCCUGCUGCUCCUGCGGCUGCGGGACUGGAACACUAACGCUAGGACCGCGCCCGUGGCCCAGCGCAUCCUGUGGACCCUGGUCAAGAGCUAUCCGGCGUCGCGCCUGUCGAGCCUCUCCGUCAAGGGAGCGCAGGGCCGCAAGAGCCUGAAGAAGGUCCUGAACGCGCUCCGCGUCUACACCGAGAGGCACUACAAGCGCAUGGAGGAUCUCAUCGAGGAGAGCUACCUGGUGGAAUAUACCCUGCAGGAGAUGGAAGGCAUCGCGCCCGGCUUGAGUAGUAUGAAGCUUGCAGAGCAGGCGGACGCGGAUGUCAUCAUGACGUCUUGAGGUACGAACGAUAUGUUAGGUGGUUUGCAAAUAAUGACACCCGCGCGGCGCCCCGGAUCGCAUAUAUGUAUAUAAAGGUUGGCGGCUCAGGGGAACCCGUUGUAUAGACGGUAUCUAUACAUGGUGGCCGGGAAGACCGGCCUCAAAGGGUUAACAGAAGGAUAUAAGUAAAAAUCAAAUUUAGUGACUAAAGGGUUUGUCUAAG
Durotheca rogersii is the source of this 3049-nucleotide messenger RNA. Its product is annotated as U3 small nucleolar RNA-associated protein. Lineage: Eukaryota; Fungi; Ascomycota; Sordariomycetes; Xylariales; Xylariaceae. Gene Ontology annotation, biological process: endonucleolytic cleavage in 5'-ETS of tricistronic rRNA transcript (SSU-rRNA, 5.8S rRNA, LSU-rRNA); endonucleolytic cleavage to generate mature 5'-end of SSU-rRNA from (SSU-rRNA, 5.8S rRNA, LSU-rRNA). Bases 112 to 2844 code for a protein of 910 amino acids. The transcript has 3 exons. Gene Ontology annotation, cellular component: nucleolus; small-subunit processome; 90S preribosome. The record is from RefSeq and is a predicted model, not a curated record. Gene Ontology annotation, molecular function: protein binding; U3 snoRNA binding.